Williopsis jadinii is the source of this 947-nucleotide messenger RNA. RefSeq names its product cyclin-dependent protein serine/threonine kinase regulator SSN8 (gene SSN8). Gene Ontology annotation, cellular component: mediator complex; nucleus. Lineage: Eukaryota; Fungi; Ascomycota; Saccharomycetes; Phaffomycetales; Wickerhamomycetaceae. The transcript has a single exon. The record is from RefSeq and is a predicted model, not a curated record. Gene Ontology annotation, molecular function: cyclin-dependent protein serine/threonine kinase regulator activity. Gene Ontology annotation, biological process: positive regulation of transcription by RNA polymerase II. The coding region runs from base 16 to 843 and encodes 275 amino acids.
GCGGAGGUUUAUCUGAUGCGGUUCUUCACGAGGUGCUGUUUGAAAGAGGUGAACCUUUAUCUGUUGAUAACGACAUGCAUCUACCUGGCCUGCAAGAUUGAAGAAUGCCCACAGCAUAUAAGGACGAUUGUGUCUGAGGCCAGGAACCUGUGGCCGGAGUACAUAUCGCAGGAUAUUUCGAAGGUUGCGGAGUUUGAGUUCUACCUCAUUGAGGAGAUGGAUACGUAUCUCAUUGUCCAUCACCCUUACAGGUCGCUGAUGAUCAUAAACGAGGUGCUCCUGGAGUAUAACCAGAAACAAGCAGGGUCUUCGACACAGUGGAACUUGUCACCAGAGGAAUUGCAGUCUAGCUGGUCCGUUAUAAACGAUUCGUACGUUACCGAUCUACCACUGCUAUACCCACCACACAUAGUGUCUGCGGCGUCGGUAUACCUAACGCUGGUGCUGAAGUACAACCACAUCACGCAUCUCCACAACGAGAGCAUAUCGUCGUCGGUGUCACACCAAGCGAGCAUAGCUGCCAAUGCCACGACGAGUGCGUCGACGAGCACCCCCACCAACAGCACAGCCAAUAGCACGACCAACAGCACGGCCCAUGCCACCAACCCAGCCAACAAUGCUGCCAGCAGCACCAUCACCGGCGGAGCAGCACCAUCGUCAUCACACCAUGGAGCGCAGAACGAAGGGCUCAGGGUAUUCAUCCAGUUCCUGGGCUACUCCAACAUCGACCUCGAGGAAGUGAUAGAAGCAGUCCAGGAGAUGGUCACCCUAUACGAGGUGUGGGAGAGCUACGACGAGGCCAAGUGCAAGAAGUCCCUCGAGCUUGUUCUUCUGAACAGGUGAAGCUCUCUUUCAGGCCCUCUCGAACCAGUAUCGCACCAAUUGAUGGUGUAUAUAUACCUCUAUAUAUACUGUCACUAGACAAAUCACACAGUAGGGUAACCGCC